AUGCCAACAAAAAGGCCUUGUCUAUGUGGAAAAAUAUUAAGAAACCAAACUAAAAAUAGUGUUGAACAAUUAGAAAAACAGCAACAAAAUUCAAACAGUAAUCAAGAGCCAACAAUAGUACUUUCUGAUACCUCUGUUAAUAAUAAUCAAACUGAAGCAAUUGAUUUAGCUUCAUCUACUACUAAUUUUACUCAAACUACUUCUAAUAUUCUUCUUCAAGAAAAUACUGAAAUGAUAAGCGAGUUGAAUACAGAUUCUUCAAGUGAAAUUUUAACUACUGAGCAAUGGGAUAGUGUUAUUAUGGAUUGGACAGAUAUGUUAAAUAGUAAAAACUAUUUAACAGAUGGAGAAUCUAUUCAAGAAGAACCACUAAAUUUUAAAUUUGUUGAUUUUACUAUACAUCUGGCUGAUGAUUUACUUGCUAAAUGGAAUUUGACAACUUUGUUUAAUAAUACUUUAGAUGCGUCAGUUUUUCUUAAAA
Molecule: messenger RNA, 481 nt
Organism: Racocetra fulgida
Lineage: Eukaryota; Fungi; Glomeromycota; Glomeromycetes; Diversisporales; Gigasporaceae
Source: the annotation of a GenBank genome assembly